AAAAGUUGGGCGGGACUUUGGGCUUUACGUGAAGGAGAUUCUUUGUAACUUCCUGGACCCGUCAGUAUGGUUCACAGAAAACUGGUUUCAUCUGCGUUGGCCAUGACAAGAAAACCGGAGCGUUAGAAACGUUUCUCCUUGAUCACAGAGACGGACCUGAGGUUUGAGACGACCCGUGUGACCUGAUCCAGGCUUGGAGUAAGUAAUGGCCAUGUCCCAGGGCCCCACCAUCCUGUGGAGUCCGAUGGUGAUCGUGGAGGCUGCGGGUGGAGCUCUGCCCCAGGUUUCCCAUUACUCAAUGAAGCCUCCCAACCAGGAAGAGGGCUGUGUGUCCUUUGAGGACGUGGCUGUGUACUUCUCCUGGGAGGAAUGGAAGCUGCUAGAUGAUUCCCAAAGGCUCCUGUACCAGACUGUGAUGACAGACAUCUUCGAACUUGUGUCCUCACUGAGACUUGAGCUUUCUGGGAUCAGUGACAUAACUCAGGUGGAGUCUUGCAGAGAUCUCUCCGUGCCUGCACUGAGAUUCACGACUCCAUGUUUGUGGACAGGUUGUUGGAUCAAAGUGGAGAGUGAAGCAUCCCCCUUUGAGCAGAGUCUUCCCAAGGAAGGAGAGCUUAAUUCAUCCAUGCUCCAACAGCCCAUGCUGAGCCAUGCUGAGACACCCUUGCUAAGUGCAGACAAUGCAAUGAUCCUCCAGACUUCCUCAGGUCUUCCCGGGCACCAGGUGACUUACACUGUCGGGGAGGCUGAGAGUGGAGAGGCCAUUCCCACUGAGAAGAGGAGCUGCAAAUGCACUUACUGUGGCAAAGUCUUUACUAGUAUAUCUCACCUUAAUCGGCACUGGAAGAUCCACACUGGAGAAAAGCCUUUCCAGUGCAGCGAGUGUGGGAAAUCCUUCAGCCAAAAAGCCUUUCUCAUUAAGCAUUUCAGAAUGCACACCGGGGAAAAGCCUUAUAGAUGCAGUGAAUGUGGCAAAGCCUUCAAGCAUAAUAUCUCCCUCAUUUCCCAUCAGGGACUCCACACAGGAGAGAUGCCCUUUAAGUGCAGUGAAUGUGGGAAAUCGUACAGGAGCAGGGAAGGCCUUAAAGUUCAUUAUCGAUUUCACACUGGAGAAAUGCCCUUUGAGUGCAGUGAAUGUGGGAAAUCCUACAGAAGCCGAGAAGGCCUUCUGAACCAUUUCUACAGUCACACUGCAGAAAAGCCCUUCAGUUGCAGUGAAUGCGGGGAGUAUUUCACCCAAAACUCUGACCUCAUUGAGCAUCUGACAGUCCAUGGCAAGCCUUUUAAGUGCAAUGAGUGUGGAAGAGUCUUUAAUUCAAGUUACAACUUUGUCAGACACAUGAAAGUCCACAUUGUGGCGAAGCAGUAUGCAUGUAGGGAGUGUGACAAAGUGUAUUGCAGUAGCUCUAGCCUGUAUAAACACCGGAAGAUUCACACUCGGUAAAUGAAAGUCUAAAGCGGGCAAUAAAGGUAAGAAGUCCCAUGGUCAUCUAACUGAACACCAGAAAAGCCAGUGGGACAAAAGAAGUGUUGUUAAAGAGCAAAUGGCAUCAUUCACACACACCUCCAACUCAUAAAAGUGGAGAGGUCCCUGGACCAGGAUAUGUCAUGAACCCGUGCUUUGGGGAAUCCACGUUUGAAUCCUCUGAACAAAAGUGUUAUCUGAAAACAGCAUCACACACACACACACACACACACCCCUGCACAGGUUUCUGAGUGCAGAGAUUUUAGGGAAUAGCUUCAGCCACUGGCAAACCUUCACUUUAGGACUUCCCCUGACCUUGAAUGAGAAGUUAUGAGAUUACCCUCUGUGAGAGACGCGUCCAUUGAAAUGUCCUCCUCCAGUAGAUCUCUUCCCAAGAAGUUGGUGCGAGGGAAAUGAGAGAGGGGGAGUUCUGUUCUUGACUGUACAAGUGUGGAGUGGAGUUUCCAUGGGACUCAGCUUGGUUGGAGGAGGAACAGAGUGGCCUUGGAUUUGUAAUGAGGUGUGGCUUCUCUCUUUACCGAGUGUUACAGUGCCCUGAAUAAAUGUUU
This is a messenger RNA of Phodopus roborovskii (desert hamster), 2034 nucleotides long. RefSeq names its product zinc finger protein 773. Lineage: Eukaryota; Metazoa; Chordata; Mammalia; Rodentia; Cricetidae. The transcript has 5 exons. Gene Ontology annotation, molecular function: RNA polymerase II cis-regulatory region sequence-specific DNA binding; DNA-binding transcription factor activity. The coding region runs from base 206 to 1444 and encodes 412 amino acids. Gene Ontology annotation, biological process: regulation of transcription by RNA polymerase II. The record is from RefSeq and is a predicted model, not a curated record.